AUGGCCACGUUUCAGUCGGAGCAGGCGCAAGGCAAGCUGCUGUCCAGGUUUCACAUGCCUUCGAAGCGCAAGGUGCCGGGCGAGAGCAGUGCGCCGCCGCAGCCUGCGCCUGAGGCGCCACCCGCGCCGCUCGCUCCGCCUACGCACGAGCCGAGCUACUUGUGCCAAUGGCGCACGCCGUCGAUGCGGAAGCACAAGACGUGGGAAGGCGACGCGGUGCUUGUCCUGCAUGGGAACGGCACGACAUGUUCGCUUCGCAGCGUGCACGACGGCAAGCUGCUUGUCACCAACGCCGCGUUUCGACGCCCAGGCGUGCGGGACGGCGACGAGCUUUACGUGGGCGGAAAGGAGAUUUUAAUUGAGCGCAGUAUGGACCCUGUGGCAGAGCAGGAGGACGCGCCGAAGCAUGUAGCCGUGAAGCGUGUGUGUCGCGGCGCGACGCCCGUGUCGCAGUUUUAUGCACCUGCGCAAAAGCCAAGCGACGCGCCGCUUGCGCGCCGUAUGGUCCAGGAGCCGCACGCGCGGUACGACGCAAACGCGCCCGGCGCGAUUGUCAUGACACGCCCCAACGAAGAGCACAGAGCGCUCUAUGGCCGUGGAAUGCCGGUGGUCGACGUCGUGCUCGAGCCUGCCUUGACGCGCGUUUUACGGCCCCACCAAAUCGACGGCGUGCGUUUUCUGUACGAAGCGGCGAUGGGCAUCACUUCGCUGAAACAAGGCGAUGCGCUGCGCGGCCAAGGUGCGAUUCUUGCCGACGAAAUGGGUCUCGGCAAGACGCUGCAAACGAUAACCUUGAUCGUCACUCUCCUGCGGCAAAACUGCUAUUUCUCCUCUGUCACAGCCGGCACGAUUGAGAAAGCACUCGUGGUGUGUCCCCUUACGCUUGUCAUGAACUGGAAACGCGAGUUUCGCAAAUGGAUUGGGCGCAGCUCCAUUGGUGUCCUUGCCGUCGAGGGCGACGGCCGCAACGAAGUGGAGCGCUUUGUGAGCGGGCGGCAGUACCAGGUUUUGAUUAUUGGGUACGAGCGCCUGCGCAGCUGUGCAAAACAGCUCGCCAAGACGACGCCACCGAUUGGGCUCGUGGUGUGCGACGAGGGCCACCGGCUCAAGUCUAAAGAUACCAAGACGGCCAAGUGCUUCGACCUGUUCAAGACCAGCAGGCGGAUCCUGCUCACCGGCACGCCGAUCCAAAACGACUUGCGCGAGUUUUAUACCAUGGUCGAUUUUGUAUACCCGGGCAUGUUUGACCAGUACUCGGUGUUCAAGCGCGUGUUUGAAGACCCGAUCAUGCGCAGCCGAAUGCCGCACGGCUCGCCAGAGGCCGCUGCGCUGGGCCGCGCGCGCAGCCAUGCGCUUCAGCUUGUCACAAAAGGCAUCAUUCUGCGGCGCACCGCCGAGAUUUUGUCCAACUAUUUGCCGCCGAAGCACGAAAUGGUGCUGUUCUGCACGCCCUCGACCGUCCAGCGCAAAAUUUACGGCAUGUUUUCCGAGUUUGUCAACCACCAGCUUGUGUUUGGCGAAGAGCGCAACUACCUGCCGUACAUUACCCUCAUGCGGCAGCUGUGCAAUUCGCCCGAGUACCUCCGUGCUUCGCUCACGGAUCCGCCGAGCGAUUCUGCAACGCAGCCGCUACUCCAAGCGGGCGAAACCUUGCUGCGCACCGCGUCCAGUGGCCACGAUCUCAACAUGCGGCUCGUGCGUGAGAGCGGCAAGCUUUCUGCUCUGCACGCAUUGCUCACGGCCAUCCGGAAAGAGACCAAUGACCGCGUGAUUGUGGUGUCCAACUUUACCGCGACACUGGACUUGCUGCAGACGUACUGCAACGCACAAAAGUUUCCUACCUUGCGGCUGGACGGCAAGACAAAGCAGGAGAUGCGCACAAAGCUAGUCAAUCGAUUUAACAGGACGAGCGAGGAGAGCAGCGAGCAGGACCCUUUUGUCUUCCUUCUCAGCUCCAAGUCCGGCGGCGUGGGCCUCAACUUGAUCGGCGCGAACCGUCUCGUACUGUUUGACAGCGACUGGAAUCCAUCCACGGACAAGCAGGCGAUGGCAAGGAUUCAUCGCGACGGGCAAAUGAAGCCUUGCUUUAUAUAUCGUUUGCUCCUCGUCGGCACCAUGGACGAAAAAAUAUACCAGCGGCAACUGACCAAGAUUGGGCUCAGCGAUGCGCUCAUGGGCACUGAAGCGCAGUCUGCCCAGGAAUCCGCUGCGGCACGCGACUCCUUUUCGUUGGAGGAGAUCAAAGACAUCUUUACGCUCCAUACCAACACCCAGUGCCUCUCGCACGACCAGCUUCGGUGUUCGUGUGGUGGAGAAGGUACCGACCCACACAAGCAUAUUGAGAUGGAAGAGGAUCAGGCGGAGAUUCCACACAGCACGCGCCCAGGCUUUGUCCGCGCAUCGGUACUGCAGCAAGAGACGCGGUUCGAAAAGGACAAGCGCAGAAAGCUUGCCAUGCAGCUGGGCGAUAUGCGGCACUACGACUUUCGGCGGAGGCACGACGCGCUUUCGCACGAUCCUACUUUGCAGCAGAUUGGCACUAUUCAGCACACGGAAUGGAGCGCAGCAGGUACGCCGUGUCAGGAGGACGAGGCGUCUACGACACUUGUGCCGCAUGCUGCGGAUACCCCUAUUUUGCCGCGUCUUGUGGAGAAAUAUACAAAACUUGGAGAGCACGGAGAGCUACAAGGGGGACUCAUUUCCUAUGUAUUUCUCAAAGGGCCUGGCAUCGUGUCCGAGCAAGCAGAGGCUGCGAGCGACGUAGAAGUGUAG
Messenger RNA from Malassezia vespertilionis, 2772 nucleotides. RefSeq names its product helicase (gene RDH54). NCBI's taxonomy places the organism in Eukaryota, Fungi, Basidiomycota, Malasseziomycetes, Malasseziales, Malasseziaceae. The record is from RefSeq and is a predicted model, not a curated record. Bases 1 to 2772 code for a protein of 923 amino acids. Gene Ontology annotation, molecular function: DNA translocase activity; ATP binding; ATP-dependent chromatin remodeler activity. The transcript is spliced from 2 exons. Gene Ontology annotation, cellular component: nucleus. Gene Ontology annotation, biological process: double-strand break repair via homologous recombination; reciprocal meiotic recombination.